This is a messenger RNA of Maniola jurtina (meadow brown), 1350 nucleotides long. It is a transcript of the gene mRpL38, whose product is annotated as 39S ribosomal protein L38, mitochondrial. The transcript has 4 exons. The record is from RefSeq and is a predicted model, not a curated record. Gene Ontology annotation, cellular component: mitochondrial large ribosomal subunit. The coding region runs from base 127 to 1317 and encodes 396 amino acids. NCBI's taxonomy places the organism in Eukaryota, Metazoa, Arthropoda, Insecta, Lepidoptera, Nymphalidae.
GUCAAUGUCAACACUGUACAAAAGCUCUACAAAAAAAAACGAAUGUGUAUCUUUUGUGAUUCUUUAUUAAAUAAAACUAAAUUAAAAUUCAAUUUCAUAAAUAUUGUUCAAAGUUAAACAUCUAUAAUGAAUAAGUUUUCUGGUUUAUGGCGAAUAAACCAUAUUAUUCAGUUUCAGCAAAUAAGGUUAGGACACAGAAUGAGAGGAAAACCUCCAAUAUUUUGCAGAUCAAUAAAAGAACGUUUAGACGAAAUAAACUAUAAAGAUGAGUUGUACACCACAAGAAUUGAUAUUGGGUUUCCACCUGAGAAAAAAUCAUCAUCAUCAGCUCGUGCAGACCGUUUAGAACAAAUGAAAAAAGUUAAGAAUGAUAAAAACCUUGAACAGCUGGCUCGGAAAGGAAAAUUAGAAAUAGACAUGGACCAAGCUAAAAAAGAUUGGCUGGCGUCCUUAGGGCCACAGCACAAAAAACAAAUAGCAGAGCACUAUGCAAUAUAUGAACAUUUGUAUGGAGAAGGAUUUUUCAUACCUCAUUUAAAUUUGGACAUAUUCUAUGAUUUAAAAGAUGGAAAUUGCUUGCCAGUGUACUAUGGAAAUGUUAUAAAACCAGCUGAAGCACUUGAAAGUCCUAUUGUGUCUUUUGAAUCUGAUGGCAAUACGCUGUGGACAUUAGCUUUAACUAAUCUUGAUGGACAUCUGAAAGAAAGUGACAAGGAGUAUGUGCAUUGGCUCAUUGCCAACAUUCCUGGGAACAGUAUUGAGAAAGGGGAUGUUAUUGCAGAUUACUUAAGGCCUUUCCCAUUGAAAGGUACUGGAUAUCAUAGAUAUGCAUUUGUGCUUUAUAAACAGGAUGGAAGGGUCUCUUAUGAUUUACCUAAAAUCACAUCAUCAUCACCCCUAGAGGAUAGAACAUUUAGCACAAGAGAUUGGUACAAGAAGCAUCAAGACAAUAUAACUCCUAUAGGACUUGCCUUUUAUCAAACCGAUUGGGAUGCAAGUGUGAAGGACUUCUUCCACAAGACACUGAACCAAAAAGAACCAAUUUAUGAAUAUGACUUCCCAGAACCAUACAUAAAACCUCAAGUAUGGUUUCCCCUCAGACAACCAUUUAACUUGUACAUGGAUAAAUACCGAGAUCCUAAGCAAAUUAAUAAGGAGUAUCUCUUGCGUAAGCUCAAAAACGAAGAUCCAUUUAGUACUCCACCACCACCUCUCAAGUUCCCCAAUGCUCAGUAUAUGCCAACAAAUAUGCCUUCGUGGUUGAAGUUACAUGAGAGGAAAAUACGACUUCGCUGGGGAAGAGUCAACGAUGUGUAAAACUAAGUAAUAAAUUAUGUAUUAUAGACACUA